Molecule: messenger RNA, 270 nt
Organism: Phytophthora nicotianae INRA-310
Lineage: Eukaryota; Oomycota; Peronosporomycetes; Peronosporales; Peronosporaceae
Exons: 1
Coding region: 1-270 (89 amino acids)
Source: RefSeq, a predicted model, not a curated record
AUGGUUCGCACGUCACACGAGAGUGAAUUCACUCAUUGCUUGGAGGCGCUAGAGGAGAUAUGUGCUGGGAAGGCCGGCUUUAUGGAACACUUCAAAACGAAUUGGCUAUCAUGCAAGGAGCGAUGGUGUACGUUUCUUCUCGGCUAUAUACCUCAUUUGGACAACAAUACCAUCGACAAGCUCGAAGCGAGCUGGGGUGCCGCCAAAGCCAAAGCACAUGGCUAUGGACGAGUGCAUCAAAACAAUGCAUUUUCUGCAACAAUCCGCUGA